Pollicipes pollicipes is the source of this 3419-nucleotide messenger RNA. Its product is annotated as E3 ubiquitin-protein ligase AMFR. The coding region runs from base 164 to 2161 and encodes 665 amino acids. Gene Ontology annotation, molecular function: ubiquitin binding; ubiquitin protein ligase activity. The record is from RefSeq and is a predicted model, not a curated record. Gene Ontology annotation, cellular component: cytosol; endoplasmic reticulum; ubiquitin ligase complex. The transcript has 12 exons. NCBI's taxonomy places the organism in Eukaryota, Metazoa, Arthropoda, Thecostraca, Pollicipedomorpha, Pollicipedidae. Gene Ontology annotation, biological process: ubiquitin-dependent protein catabolic process; protein K48-linked ubiquitination; endoplasmic reticulum unfolded protein response.
GCGCGCGGGGCAACUGCGCCACGCGUGAAUUCUUGUGGUGGGGGCGGGCACGCGGGGUCUGCGUGGUUGCCUGUGCUUGGCAUUUGAUGAAUGGUGCUAGCCAGAGUUGGAGUCUGUCACCAUCCUUGCAAAACAAGUGAUACAAAGCUGGCUUAAACUAAGGAUGCCUGCUCUGUGGCUAGAUCGCCUUCCUCUUCCAAAUUUGCCAGCAUACACUGCUAUCAGUGUGGCUCUUUUGCUUUGUUCAGUGUACUUUGCAGUCACUACUCAAGAACGAUUUGAGAAGGAUGUGGUGUCCCAAGUGACAUUUACAGAGGGCAUUGAGAAGCUCUGCUUGCUACCGUGGUCUGACAGACCAGAGCAUGCCCUGAAGACAUCUUCCAAAGAAUAUUUAUUGUUUCUUAGCUCUUAUCCAACCCAGCAAGCCCUGCUACAGAACUUCAUGAAGCACAAGCUGAAAUCAGACUUUCUGUACUGGCCAACAACAGUCUCUGCUGUAGACCUUGAUUACUUUAGCACCCAUAGCAACAGUGCAAGCUCGAGUGUGUUCUUUGCACCCAGUAUUUACUACAGUGAUACAAAGAUGUGGCACCAGGGCCUUCCAGUUUCAACUGUCCAGUCAAAGUUUGUGAAGACCUUGGCAUUCAUGAUUCAUGAACCCCUGUGUGUGUGGACCCUGAUCAACAUGGCAUACUGUCUGCUUGUUUUGCUGGGGAAGUCCAUUCAGCAGAGCAUGUUUGGUGAACUGCGUGUUUCAGAGCAGACGCAGCUCAAGGAUAAGUUCUGGAACUUUGUCUUCUACAAGUUCAUUUUUGUGUUUGGUGUCAUCAAUGUCCAACACAUGGAUGAGGUGGUGUUAUGGUGCUCCUGGUUUUCGGCCCUGGGCUUCCUUCACCUCCUAACGCAGCUAUGUCGCGACCGGUUCGAAUACCUGUCGCUGUCGGCCAGCACGCCGCGUCGCACCCACGGUCGGCUGUUGUGCCUGCUCUCGGCCAUCCUGGCGCUCUCCCUCGCCCUGCUGGCCAUCUGCGUGUACGUCGGGCUGGUGGCGAGCCUCACAACGUUCGCCUUCAUGGCUGCGGAGUGCGUGCUGUUGCUGAUCAGGACCUUUCACACCAUGACCCGCUACGCCAUACACCUCUACGACGUGGCGCAGACGGCGCAGUGGGAGCGGAAAGGAUCGCUGGUGUACCUGGCGGAGCUCAUGUUCGAGGUGACGGAGCUGGUGAUCGACCUGCUGCACCACGUGCACAUGCUGCUCUGGGGCAACAUCUUCCUCAGCAUGGCCAGUCUCAUCAUCUGCAUGGAGCUGCGUCACAUCUUUUACCAGCUGCAGCACCGGCUCCGGCGUCACAGCCACUACAGACGCGUCCUGAGGUACAUCGAGCUGGAGUGCGCCAUGGCCUCGCCGGCCGAGCUGGCCGACGCCGGCGACCAGUGCGCCAUCUGUUGGGACGCCAUGGAGGCGGCGCGCCGGCUCGAGUGUCAGCACUGCUUCCACGCCACCUGCCUGCGUCAGUGGCUGGAGCAGGACCCGUCGUGCCCCACCUGCCGCAAGGGCCUGGACCUGAGCGGCCGGCCGGACGGCGACGCCGGCCGGCGGCGGCCGCAGCAGCGGCAGCGGCCGCCCUGGCGCCAGCACAGCGGCUCCCGGUUCGUGUCGUUCCUGCCCAGCUUCUCGGUGGAGGUGAACCACACACAGCUGGUGCGCGCCAGUCAACAGGAGGCGGUGCCGGCCUCGCAGUUGGACGCCAUGGCCCGACAGGUGCAGCAGCUGUUCCCGCACGUGUCGCUGCCGGCCAUCGCCGAGGACCUGCAGCAGUCCGGCUCGAUGGAGGCCACCGUCGAGAACAUUCUGGACGGCGCCGUGCACGACCACCCGGCGCCUCCCAUGUUCACCAGCGACGAGCUGGCCGCCGACGCCGCGGAGCCGGCCGAUGGCCGCCGCUGGAACCAGACGGACGAACCCCGCACGAGUCCGGACGAGUCCCGGUCCGAUGAGUCCGACCAGGACGCGGCGGCGCCGGCGGCCGAGUCCGGCUCGCGCUUCUCCAAGAGCCCGUCGGAGCGGCAGACACUGCUGCAGCAGCGCAAGGAGGCCAUGUUGGAGCGGGCGCGCCGGCGCUACCUGGCCUCAAGCAGCGCUGAGGGCGCGCGGUGAAGUCCCCCCCCCCCCCUUCCCCCAUCCGUCCAACGGAGGGGGCCGACCCGAUCCGAGGCCCGUGCCUGGCGACCCGGUCAGCCGGCGGCGGACGGUGCGGAGGCCGGCUGUUACUGCAGUGUGAUAUCUCUAGUGUACUGCGCCGGCCAGCAUGCGGGCGUGUCGUGUACUUACUUGCGCGCGGGGCCUUGGCGGGCGCGGCAGCGUACAGGCUCCUCGGCGGUGGGCCCUCUCGCACGUACGAGGAGAGCCGAUCGCUGUCGCGGGCAUGCGGGCCGUCCCACGGUGGAGGCGUCCAGUUCUCGUGGUGUGUUGGGUGAGGUCUGCGGCGACGCACGACGACCUGAUUGUCCGUCCCUCGCUGGGACGGAGGGUCCCAGGUGGUCUCGCUGACGCAGACGCGCCCCUUGCCGCGUGCGGCCCGUUGUUUUGGCUGUGCUCUUCGUUCUGCUUGUACCGGCUGCUGGAGAUGUCAGACUGGGCCGCGUUGCUGGAGGUAGGCUAGUGGCGGUAUGUUAGGUGUAGCUCCCUUUUUCGGCGCAAGCGCUCGGCAGUUACGUUGUGGGGAAGUUAAGUCAUUUGGCGGGUGGGGCGGGUGCGCAAGGCGGGCUUCCAAAAAGCUUACGAUGUUUUUUCUGGGUAUGACACGCAGGGUAAUGCUUACCCGACCACGUCGGCCCCUUCUGCGUUGCCAUUGUAUUGUGCCGUAGCAUUUAGCUUUGAGCCGUUGCGUGGAUAGUCCGGCAGCAUCGACGAAGACAGUCAUUGCUGGCGUAUUUUUGUAACACUGUUGCGUGAUAACCCUUGUUGCCGGGGAGGCGUUGCCUGUCCGGCAUUUCGCCCCCUUCCACCUUUUGACUGUAUUUUCGAGUCUCGCUGGCUGAUACUGAUCCCUCUGAUCUCCUCCGUUUACCUCUUUCCCUCGACUCGUGUGACGCGGCUUCUUGCCCGGCCCCGCGAGCUUCUUUGUGACGCACCGCCGCCGUCAUGUGGCGUGCGCCUGUCACGACACCGGCCCGUCCAGCGGUGAUGAGCCCCCUUGGCCCGCCCGGCAGCUGGAGCCCCGACCGUCCCUGGGUGGGGCGGACCCGUCCGCGCUCUACCUCCCGCGCCCCGAAGCGUGGCCGAGACGGCACCAGCUGAAGUCCGCUGUGUGCGAAUGUGGGGUGUGUUCUAAUGCCCUGGUUUGUUUGCUUUACAAUACUACCCGAACAUCGCGUGUUGUGCAGCCGGCGCGACUGCGGGCCACGGGACAGUU